Molecule: messenger RNA, 327 nt
Organism: Brenthis ino (lesser marbled fritillary)
Lineage: Eukaryota; Metazoa; Arthropoda; Insecta; Lepidoptera; Nymphalidae
Source: the annotation of a GenBank genome assembly
AUGAAUCGUACAAUUCUUUUAUUAGCUAUAUGUGUCCUAGUAAUAAGUGCAGUUAAAAGUUUUGAAUAUGAAGAUGACGAAACGCUCUACGAUGAUAAAUCAGAAUCGGACGAAUCUAAACCUCCUAUAUACGAUCUGAGACAAGCGCGACAAUUAUUCGACAAAUUCGUUAUAGAUUAUCACAAGGAUUACAAAGAUAAGGCUGAAUAUGAAAAACGUUAUAAAAUCUUCGAGUCAAAUUUGAAAUAUAUUAAUGAUAUCAACCGAGAAGGACAGUCGGAAUCAGACAUCAACAUGUUUACAGAUCUACAGGAUGAAGAGAUACCU